Molecule: messenger RNA, 1363 nt
Organism: Chironomus riparius
Lineage: Eukaryota; Metazoa; Arthropoda; Insecta; Diptera; Chironomidae
Source: the annotation of a GenBank genome assembly
UUAUUAAUAAUUAAAUCGAUCACCUCUGUCUAAAAUUAUCAUCUCGUUAUUUUCUUAUAAAUAUGAUUAUCGUGCCACUGCUGUUUUCAGUAAAUAGUCAGAUAUUGAACGGAACAAAUCAAUUUUAGUAGUUAAGGAAAGAACAGAUUAUAAAAAAUGACACUUAGAGACGAAGUAUGCAGAUCAUAUAGUCGCGGCAAAGUCAAGAAUGUAGUAUAUAAUGAUCGAUGUGGUUAUGCGAUUGUCUUUUAUGAUCCAAUUUUUGAUUUGGAUACGAAAAUUGCACCAUUAAGGAUGGCGGACCUUCCAUAUACAAUUCCAUUGGAUCGAAAACGCUUAACAAGUUUAAAGCCAGCAGGAAAGCCAGUAAAUGAAGAUGAUAUAAGAAGGCCAGUAACAUCAGGUGAAUGCGAAGCAGCAAAAGAUUUUAUAAGAAGGAAAGUAAUGGAAAGGAAAAUGGAUGAAAUCAGAGAUUGUUGCUAUAACAUUAAAAAAUGCUAUGAAAAAGCUGAAAAGUUUGAUCUGAAGAGACGUGAAGUCAUUUCACCACGUUUAAGAAAUAAACUACGUGGAAAACAGUCAGAUGCCAUUUGUGAUAUCUUGAUUGAUGAUGUCAUGCAAAAUGUGGAUUAUGUGUAUGAAAAAAAUUUAGAAGAAAAAGGAAAAACACAGAAAAAGCUUGCACUAGCUGCCUUAAGAAGAGCUGCACGCGCACCAAAACCAGUUGAGAAAAUUCACUUAAAGGAACCAAAUUUAUGUGCAGUUAAAGAAGAGGAAACACAAACUGAUGAGAACAAGACAAUCACAGUUAAAAAAUUGGAAACAGAAUUGAAAAAAUCAGAAGUAAAAUUUGCCGAUUUACCUGUCGAGAAAUACCUGCAUCCAUCACCACCACGUCGUGGCCUAGAAAGCUACAACUCUUUUCAUCGUCAUCAUCAGGAAGUGAUGAGUCAGCGAGCCGCAGAUGCCUUACUUUUCGAAACAAUGUACGGAAGACAAUUACGACGAUUGAAACGUGAAAUUCGUAGAUUAAAGGAAGAAUACUCUUAAAAUUACUGUUUGAUGUUUGUACGAGAGGGGGUUUAAUUUUGAUAAAUUAUCUUAAAACUCUUAAACUUUAUAAGAUUUUAUAGAAACUUCAAAAAGUUGUAAAACUUUUCAAUUGUAACCCCCAAUUAAUCAAUUAAAUUCGAGAAUUAAAAUUAAAAUUUCAAUUUAAAAAAACGAAAUAAAAAAGAAGAAAAAAUUGUAAAAUGCGAAAAUUGAAUCGAGAAAAGCGAAGAAGAAAUAAAAAGAAGAUAAAAUUCGAAGAAAAAUCAAUUUGUAACAUUUUUCAUGGUCGCCAUUCGUAAGACUCAUUCAU